Molecule: messenger RNA, 3019 nt
Organism: Vombatus ursinus (common wombat)
Lineage: Eukaryota; Metazoa; Chordata; Mammalia; Diprotodontia; Vombatidae
Gene: GATAD2A
Product: GATA zinc finger domain containing 2A
Exons: 12
Coding region: 198-2000 (600 amino acids)
Biological process (GO): negative regulation of transcription by RNA polymerase II
Cellular component (GO): NuRD complex
Molecular function (GO): sequence-specific DNA binding
Source: RefSeq, a predicted model, not a curated record
GGUGGCUGGGGGAAAGCCGAAGAACGAACCCGUUAAAAAAAAAAAAAAGAAUCCAAACCGCCCAAACCUGUCUUGAGCUGCAUUUUAGUGUCUUCGGAGGGUUCAACGACAGGCCGAAGUUAUCUUUUCACUUAGAUUUCAUCUAUGGCCAACUGAUGUAGCCAAGAGUUACUGUACACAGAAGUCAGAACUUCAGAAUGACCGAGGAAGCAUGCAGAACACGGAGUCAAAAGCGAGCACUUGAACGUGAGACAACCAUAAAUGAUGUGGAUAGUAAAAAAAUAAAGAUGGAGAAAGGAUUACUGGGAUCAGACCACAAGACUGAAGGUGAUUUGAAAAUGAAGUCUGAGCCUGGAGCAGCCAAGGUCCAAGGAUUACUAAAAGGAGAAGUUAAGGCAACUAUUAAGGUGGAAGUACAGACAAGUGAUGAGCCAGUGGAUAUGAGUACCUCAAAAAGUGAUAUGAAGCCAGAGAAGAGAGUUCCUUCACCUGAUAUUAUAGUGUUAUCAGACAAUGAGCCUUCAAGCCCUAGAAUGAAUGGCUUAACAAAAUUACCACUAAAGGAGACUAACACCGAAGCCCUCAUGAAAAGCAGCCCAGAAGAACGAGAGAGAAUGAUCAAACAACUUAAAGAAGAAUUACGAUUAGAAGAAGCAAAACUUGUUUUGUUGAAAAAGCUAAGACAGAGUCAAAUACAAAAAGAAGCCACUACCCAGAAGCCUGCUGGCUCCUCUGGGAAUGCUGUGGCCACCCCUCCCCCCUUGGUACGGGGAACACAAAACAUUCCUGCUGGCAAGCCAUCUCUUCAGGCCUCAUCUACAAGAAUACCAAGCAAUGUUAUUCCCCCUCCUCUGGUCCGUGGAGGCCAACAGACAUCUUCAAAGCUGGGGUCUCAGCAAAACACACAAAUAGUGAUGCCCCCUCUUGUUAGAGGAGCACAGCAAAUCCAUAACAUCAGGCAGCAUUCCAGCACAGGCCCGCCUCCUCUACUUCUGGCACCGCGGGCAUCUGUUCCCAGUGUGCAGAUUCAGGGUCAGAGAAUUAUACAACAGGGUCUCAUCCGUGUUACCAAUGUCCCCAACACUAGCCUGCUGGUAAAUAUCCCACAGGCCUCACCAACUUCAAUUAAAGGUACAACAGUCACGUCUGCUCAGGGUAAUGCAACUACCACUGGUGUUGCAUCCAUAGUGAAUGCCAAUGAUUCACCAGCCAGCCGGCAAGCUGCCGCAAAGCUUGCCCUACGCAAACAGCUGGAAAAGACGCUGUUAGAGAUUCCCCCUCCUAAACCACCUGCUCCGGAGAUGAAUUUUCUACCCAGUGCAGCCAACAAUGAAUUUAUAUACCUAGUUGGAUUAGAGGAAGUGGUACAGAAUCUCUUAGAAACUCAAGGCAAAACUUCAACUGCAGCUUUAUCCCAUGAGCCCUACAUGUGUGCUCAGUGUAAGACUGAUUUCACCUGCCGAUGGCGAGAGGAAAAAAAUGGAACCAUCAUGUGUGAAACUUGUAUGACAUCAAAUCAGAAAAAGGCACUGAAGGCCGAACAUACCAAUCGCCUAAAGGCUGCUUUUGUGAAGGCUUUGCAGCAAGAGCAAGAGAUUGAACAGCGGAUAUUACAGCAGACAUCUUCUCCAGUGCAGACCAAGCCAGAGCCAAUGACUCAACAUCAUUCGCUGAAACAGACUUCUAGCCAACUGGCCAGAGGCCCCCCAGGGGCUCCCCGAGGAGUCUUACACACAUUUAGCCAGUCACCUAAACUGCAAAAUACUGCAGCUGCUGCAGCACUUGUUACCAGGCCAGGUAAGCAUGCAGAGAGACCUGUCAGCAAGGGCAAUGCUACCACUAACUGGAAGAAGACUCCCAUCAAUACAGGUGGCACUCUUACUUUUGUUAACCCUAGUUUAGCAGUACAUAAAAGUUCGUCAGCAUUAGACCGUCAACGCGAAUAUCUGUUAGACAUGAUUCCACCACGAUCCAUCCCUCAGUCUGCCACGUGGAAAUAAUGCAAAAGCAAAGCCUAAGUGGAAGAUUUCCCUCUGUCUGCCAUCCCUUUUUUAUGCCACAGUACAGUGUGGGACCUGCUUUAGCCCAACAGCUGGAUAUGCCCUCUCCCCUUUUUUGAAGGAAGCAAGAUGACCAGUUCUCAGCUUCACAGUGCUACUGCUGUCAUGAUAUGAGAAUAACAGCUGGGUUGUGAAAACAGAACUUUUUGAUACUUUGGCUAGGAAAUUCUCAAGAUUGGCUGGUGGUAAAGGGCAGAAGGGGUGGAAUUAACAUUACUUUAACUCGGGGGGAAGGUUACGUGGGGGUUUUUUGGUUUUGUUUUUUGUCUUUAGUUUCACAUCACCAGCACAAAAUUGGGACUAAAUGGACUUGUUCUGCCUUUGGUUUCUUUCACGUUAGUACCUUGCCAGUCACAAGAACAUGUGAGAUGCACUGGAGACCAAGAAUGCCCUUGUGAAUAGUGAAAUCAGAACCCAGUGAUUACAGAUGCAGAUAUGUUUAGUGGGUUGGAUUUUAUUUUAUUUUUUUGUCUCCCCCCCCCAACCCCUCAUCCUCCCACCCAUUUCUGACUGCCUCCCCUCACGGCAAUCUUACAGAUUGAAAUAUUUUUUAAUCAGCUUGUAAUAAUGGAGUUAGUGAUAAAGAAGUGCAAACUCAAGUAUUCCAGUUGGGCAUGAUUCCUCCUGGACCGGUUUGUGCUCGGGAAGGCAUCGUUAAUAGGAACCCAUGGCAUAGAUGUCUUACUUUCAGCUGGAUUUGUUGGACAGACUUCAUGAGAAGCCCGAAGGUCUAGCCCUGAAAUUACUGAACGUUGAGCAGCCGCUGCCUCAGCCACAUUCCUCCAGCAGAGAGCAUGUUGCUUACUUUUAAGUUUCCAGAAACUAGGACACUUAUCAAAAGAACAAAACAAGAAAAAUAAAACUGAAAAAUAAAACAAAACUAGAAACUCAGGAAAGCUGCAUGCUAUUGAAAAGAGUGAGGAGAUAGAUUGUGGCAAAGCCAAGAAGGUUGGUUUGGG